AUGGCGCUUCUUCAAUUCAGGGCGCCUGUCGACUAUGAUGAACACCGGGCGGCCUUCGAGGAGUUCCUCCAGACCUUCAAAACCUCCCCUGCUGCUUCUAUCACACAUGCGCUCGGCGACAUGAACAUUGACGAAGAUGAUUUGAGCGACGAAUACGACUUUAUGGAUGAAGAUGACGACGAGGGACAAACUUCGCGAAGACAAGCAAGAUCUCAGGCCAAGAUGCCAAAGCUGAAAUACUUGGACCUGCUUCAGAAGGUUGCGGACCGAUAUGAGGAGGAAAUCACAAUCGAUUUGGACGAUUUAGCAAAGUGCGACCAAUUAUCAGAGGAGAAUGGACAGUCAUUGAACUUGGUUAAUUCGAUCGAGACAAAUGCAAAGCACUAUUUGGAUAUUAUGGCAAAGGCAGUCGACAAUGUCAUGCCAUCCCCAUCACGCGAGAUCAACUAUAAAGACGAUGUCCUCGAUGUACUAAUGGCCCAACGAACAGCGAGAAACAACGCGCUUAUUCGAGCGGCUGCAGAUCAAACCGACCCUAUCGAGCCUGAGCUCUUCCCCGCUGAAUUGACUCGACGAUAUACUCUUAACUUCAAGCCACGAACUGAGACUGAUGACCCCCUCAAGGCCUUGGCAGUACGACAGGUUCGUGGAGAGCAUCUAGGACACUUAAUCACUGUUCGAGGAAUUACCACCAGAGUCUCCGAUGUCAAACCAACAGUAGAAGUAAAUGCAUACACUUGCGAUCGCUGCGGAUGCGAAAUCUUUCAGCCAGUAGGAUCGAAAACUUUUGGACCAUUGAUUGAGUGCCCAUCCAAGGAUUGUGAGGUCAACCAAACCAAGGGUCAAUUACAUCACUCUACACGAGCUUCAAAAUUCCAGCCAUUCCAGGAAGUCAAGAUCCAAGAGAUGGCUGAACAGGUUCCUGUGGGUCAUAUUCCACGAAUGUUGACCAUUCUCUGUCACGGUGCUCUAGUCCGUAGAAUCAAUCCUGGAGAUGUCGUUGAUGUCGCAGGAAUCUUUUUACCGACACCAUACACUGGGUUCAAAGCUAUUCGUGCUGGUCUCCUGACAGAUACCUAUUUGGAGGCACAACAUGUGAUUCAGCACAAAAAGGCUUAUGAGGACCUUGCUAUUGAUAACCGAGUUUUCAAGCGGAUAGAGCAAUACAGAGCCUCUGGUCACGUUUACGAGUACCUGGCGAAGUCAAUUGCUCCUGAAAUUUAUGGUCAUUUGGACGUCAAGAAGGCGCUGUUGCUAUUGCUCGUAGGUGGUGUUACAAAGGUCAUGGGUGACGGCAUGAGAAUCAGGGGUGAUAUCAACAUCUGCUUGAUGGGUGAUCCCGGUGUGGCUAAGUCUCAAUUGUUGAAGUAUAUUACGAAAGUUGCCCCCCGAGGUGUAUACACCACCGGUCGAGGAAGUAGUGGUGUAGGUUUGACUGCUGCCGUCAUGAAGGAUCCAGUCACGGAUGAGAUGAUCUUGGAAGGUGGUGCCCUCGUCCUCGCAGACAAUGGUAUCUGCUGUAUCGAUGAAUUCGACAAAAUGGAUGAUAGCGACAGAACCGCAAUUCACGAAGUUAUGGAACAGCAAACCAUUUCCAUUUCCAAAGCCGGUAUCUCAACAACUUUAAAUGCACGAACCUCAAUUCUCGCAGCCGCAAACCCCCUGUAUGGCCGAUACAACCCUCGCAUCUCGCCCGUGGAAAACAUCAACUUGCCAGCUGCUCUUCUCUCACGUUUCGACGUCCUUUUCCUUAUCCUCGAUACUCCAACAAGAGAUACAGAUGCCCUCCUCGCCCGUCACGUAACUUAUGUUCACAUGAACAACAAGCACCCUGAUACAGAUGGCGUCGUCUUCACUCCCCACGAAGUCCGCCAAUACGUCGCCCAAGCACGAACCUUCCGUCCUACCGUCCCAACCUCUGUCUCAGAAUACAUGGUGAAAGCUUACGUCAAGAUGCGUGAACAACAAGCCAGAGAUGAGAAGAACAAGAAGCAAUUCGCGCAUACCUCACCACGUACCCUCCUCGGUAUACUCCGUCUAGCUCAAGCUCUCGCCCGUCUCAGAUUCAGCGAAGAAGUGGUGCAAGACGAUGUUGACGAGGCUCUGCGUCUCAUCGAAGCCAGCAAAGACUCUUUGUACCAAGAUCAAGACGGGUUCCGGAAAGAUAUGUCGCCUAGCUCGCGCAUAUACAACAUGGUUCGUGCGCUUGCCGACGCCGGACAAUGCAGACCGGAUGAUAUGGAUGAGGACGAGGACGAGACUCUGGGUAUGGAGCUUUCGAUGAAGAAGGUUGAGGGGAGAGUCAUUGCCAAGGGAUUUACCCUGGAUCAGUGGCAAACUGCUGUUAUGGAGUACACAAACCUUGAUAUAUGGCAAACGGCAGGAAACGGCACACGGCUCCUGUUUAUCGUCUCGGAAGCUGCGCAUAUGGCACGAGAUGCCGAGUAUGAUAUGGAGUAA
Molecule: messenger RNA, 2460 nt
Organism: Lachnellula hyalina
Lineage: Eukaryota; Fungi; Ascomycota; Leotiomycetes; Helotiales; Lachnaceae
Gene: mcm7
Product: DNA replication licensing factor
Exons: 5
Coding region: 1-2460 (819 amino acids)
Biological process (GO): DNA replication; DNA strand elongation involved in DNA replication; DNA replication initiation
Cellular component (GO): MCM complex; nucleus
Molecular function (GO): single-stranded DNA helicase activity; ATP hydrolysis activity; single-stranded DNA binding
Source: RefSeq, a predicted model, not a curated record